This is a messenger RNA of Linum tenue, 2544 nucleotides long. NCBI's taxonomy places the organism in Eukaryota, Viridiplantae, Streptophyta, Magnoliopsida, Malpighiales, Linaceae. The record is from the annotation of a GenBank genome assembly.
GGUGGGACCAAACAUAGAAAAGGCUCGCAGGGACAAGCACGCCGUCUAAAUUUAAUACGGAAAUAAAAAAUAGAAAUGUGACAAUAAAUACAGAAUAAAAAAGCAAAUGAUUUCCAUUAAAUUUUCGUCUACGACGCCGACGACUCAACCAAAAACCGAGCUCCCCACUGAAUUCCUCAGAAAAAGUAAAGAGAGGAAAAGAAAGAAAAGAGUUUCCAUUUCCAAUUCUCUCAAUCAGAUUGUCUACUUUUCCUUCAUCAUUUCUCCACCGACCAUUUCCCCUCUCUUCUUCUUCCUCCUUUCCAUCGGAUUCAGCUCAGCUUUUGCAGAAUUCUGUUGAACUCUUGAGAGAAGAUGUCAGGAGGUGGAAGUCAGAACAGCUUGAGGAAGGCACUUGGAUCCAUUAAGGAUACCACCACUGUUUCAUUGGCUAAAAUCAAUAGCGAUUACAAGGAAUUGGAUAUUGCUAUAGUCAAAGCCACCAAUCAUGUUGAACGACCUGCAAAGGAGAAGCAUAUAAGAGCUGUUUUUGCUGCUAUUUCAGCUACCAGGCCUCGUGCUGAUGUUGCAUAUUGCAUCCAUGGUCUUGCCAGAAGGUUAUCAAAGACGCAUAAUUGGGCGGUCGCCUUGAAAACUUUGGUUGUCAUCCAUCGAGCAUUGAGAGAAGUAGAUCCUACAUUUCACGAGGAACUCAUCAACUAUGGCAGAAGCAGAAGUCAUAUGCUCAACAUGUCUCAUUUUAAAGAUGAUUCCAGCCCGAAUGCAUGGGAUUAUUCUGCUUGGCUUCGCACUUAUGCCUUGUUUUUGGAGGAGAGGCUGGAAUCUUUCCGGAUAUUGAAAUAUGAUAUUGAGACAGAGCAUCUGUUGUCCUUGACUAAUUCAUUAACAAACCUUUUGCAGAGGACCAAAGAUCUGGAAACUGCUGAACUACUGGAGCAAUUGCCAGCCUUGCAGCAGCUUCUUUUCCGUGUUCUUAACUGUCAGCCACAGGGAGCUGCAGUUAGUAACUUCAUCAUCCGCUUGGCACUUGCAAUGGUCGGGAAAAUUCUUCAAUGCCUUCUCUUCUCAAUGACGUCAACUUUAUUAAUACAGUUUUUUGAGAUGCCACGUGCUGAUGCUGUGAAGGCUCUGGAAAUAUAUAGGAAAGCCUGUCAGCAGGCAGAGAGACUGUCGGAAUUCUAUGAGAUAUGUAAAAGCAUGGAUAUAGGGCGUGGAGAAAGGUUCAUUAAGAUUGAACAGCCUCCUGCAUCUUUCUUACAAACAAUGGAAGAGUAUGUUCGAGAUGCUCCACGUGUGUCAACUGUUCGCAAAGAUCAGGUUGUGGAUAAUAAACUUGAAGCACCGAAGGAAAUAUUAGCCAUAGAGUAUAAGAAGGAAAUUGAGGUGAAGGAGGAGGAAGAACAUUCGCCAUCACCUCCUCCUCCCGAACCAGUGAAAGAGGAGAAACCUCCCGUCGUUGCACCACCUGAUUUGCUGAACUUGGAUGAUCCUGCUACAGUUGCUUCUUCAGAACUUGAUGAGAGAAAUUCCCUUGCCCUGGCUAUUGUCCCAGUGGGCGACCAACAACCUGCCACUGCACCAACCCAAGCAAAUGGAACUGGUUGGGAACUAGCACUGGUUAUAGCUCCAAGUUCAAAUGAAACUACUGCUGCUGCUAGCAAGCUGGGGGGAGGGCUAGAUAAACUCACAUUGGACAGCCUAUACGACGACGCAAUGAGAAGGAACAGUCAGCCCACAAGCUACAACCCUUGGGAAGCUGCUCCAAUGAACGGUCCAGUGAUGCAAGCAGCCCCACACGAUCCUUUCUUCGCCUCCAACGGAGUAGCUGCAUCUCAUAACGUGCAAAUGGCGGCAAUGGCCAACCAACAACAGGCUCUCAUGUGGCAGCAGCAGCAACAACAGAUGAUGAUGAUGACCACCCCACAAUUCCAACAGCCUGCAAAUCCUUUUGCCAAUGCUUAUGGGGCUCCGGUCCAUCCCUAUGGCUCAGGUAUGCCGCCUCCCGUGCAAUCUUACCAACCAUAUCCAGGAUACCUAUGAGCUGGAGGAAAUGCUUUUUGUAUAAAGAAUGCACACAGGGAAAGAAAGAUCAACAUCCACAGAACAAAUUUCCAAAAUUUUAUCCCUCCUUCCUUCGCAGACCAUCUCAGUCGCGUCGUGUAUCAUAUUGUUACGUAAUGUGCAGCAGCGCGAGUCGUGCUUUAGAUCUGAUGAUUCUUCUGAUUAUUUUUAUGGCUAAACGAUGAUUAGAAAUAAUGUUUUUUGCCCAAAACUUUGCCUUGGAUGUUGGAGCAUAGCAGGCGAAUUUCUUGUAAUGUCAUUCAUUCUUUUAUUUUGGGUGAGCUGUUGUUAAUUCCCAGUUAGACGGUAGAAAGAAACCCUAAACCCACCACCAUUUGUAAGAUCUGUGAUUAUAUAUCAACCCCAUUUUUACACAUUGAAGAGACAUUUGAGUUUGAUUGCAAAGUUCAAGUUGAUAUAGUUGUGUCAACUGUCAAGACUUUAUACCUUUGGCACCUAAUCUUAUGUUUUUUUUUAGGGGUA